AUGGGAGACAGCUCGGACGAGGAGUACCUGGGAGCAGACUGGCUGCCCUACAGCGAACGCCCCGAGUGGAAAGACGUAGAGCCUCUGGCCCAGGAUGACGGCGAUCACCCGGUGGUUUCCAUCGCCUACAGUCAGAAGUUCCGUGAGGUUUUCGAUUACAUGCGAGCCAUAAUUGCCAGGGGGGAGAAGAGCCAGCGGGCCUUGGACCUUACCACGGAUGCACUUCGUCUGAAUCCGGCCAACUACACCGUCUGGCAGUACCGCCGUGACGUCCUACGCGAACUGAAGGCCGACCUGAAUGAUGAGUUGGAGUACCUCAGUGAGGUGAUUGGACAGAACUCCAAGAACUAUCAGGUGUGGCACCACCGACGCGUCAUUGUCGAAAUGCUGAACGACCCCAGCAACGAGCUUGAGCUUACGGAGAAUGCUUUGGUGAAUGACGGCGAUGCCAAGAACUACCAUGCCUGGCAGCACCGUCAGUGGGCCAUUCGAAGCUUCAACUUGUACGACGACGAACUUACCUUUGUGGACCGUUUGAUUUGCGAAGACCAACGAAACAAUUCUGCCUGGAACCAGCGUUUCUUUGUGAUCAAGCACUUGGGCUUCACGCCGGAGGUUAUACGCCGGGAACUGGACUACACCAUGAACCGUAUCCGAAUAAUCAAGAACAACGAGAGUGCCUGGAACUAUUUAGUUGGGGUGAUGCGACAGGGCGAUAGUGGAAGUGCCAACUUGAACAGCUACCCCGAGGUGGUGGCAGUAGUGGAGGAGCUCUAUCAGGCUGGCAAUCGGUCGCCCUAUCUUGUGGCCUUCCUCAUCGAUGUGUACCAGGAGCAGGCUCUGCAUUUAAAGGCCUCCCCAGACGACCAGUUGGCUAGGAAGGUGUACGGUCUGUGCGAGGACAUGGCCGGCAAGCACGAUGUUAUCCGUCGCAAGUACUGGCAGUACGUGGCCACUCACCUGAAGAAUCAGUUGAGCAAAGCCACCGGGGGAGAGCAGUAGUCCAGUGCAGCAUUUUUUGAUUAGUUUUAAACACCCAAUCAACUAACUUAGGCAUUCUUUUUACACAAAAUAAAAUUAAAUCUAUCUGUCGGAAAA
Molecule: messenger RNA, 1098 nt
Organism: Drosophila ananassae
Lineage: Eukaryota; Metazoa; Arthropoda; Insecta; Diptera; Drosophilidae
Gene: Fnta
Product: protein farnesyltransferase/geranylgeranyltransferase type-1 subunit alpha
Exons: 3
Coding region: 1-1002 (333 amino acids)
Biological process (GO): protein geranylgeranylation; protein farnesylation
Cellular component (GO): cytoplasm; CAAX-protein geranylgeranyltransferase complex; protein farnesyltransferase complex
Molecular function (GO): CAAX-protein geranylgeranyltransferase activity; protein farnesyltransferase activity
Source: RefSeq, a predicted model, not a curated record